This is a messenger RNA of Lontra canadensis (Northern American river otter), 1086 nucleotides long. RefSeq names its product TAFA chemokine like family member 3 (gene TAFA3). The coding region runs from base 34 to 435 and encodes 133 amino acids. Gene Ontology annotation, molecular function: receptor ligand activity. The record is from RefSeq and is a predicted model, not a curated record. Gene Ontology annotation, biological process: negative regulation of microglial cell activation; regulation of neuroblast proliferation; positive regulation of microglial cell activation. The transcript is spliced from 5 exons. NCBI's taxonomy places the organism in Eukaryota, Metazoa, Chordata, Mammalia, Carnivora, Mustelidae.
GAACAGACAGAAGCUGAAAGAUCCCCCAAAAAGAUGUGUGAGAGGACCUCUCAGAACCGGAGCACGGGCCACUGGCUGCUGGCACUUUCCCUGGCCUUGCUGUGGACCCUCCUUGCCUCAGCUUCCUUGCAGCCGCCAACUCCCACAGUCCUGGUGAAGCAGGGCGCCUGCGAGGUGAUUGCCACUCAUCGCUGCUGCAACCGGAACCGCAUCGAGGAGCGCUCCCAGACGGUCAAGUGCUCCUGCUUUUCCGGCCAGGUGGCCGGCACCACCCGCGCAAAGCCCUCCUGCGUGGACGCCUCCAUCGUCUUGCGGAAGUGGUGGUGUCAGAUGGAGCCCUGCCUGCCGGGGGAGGAGUGCAGAGUGCUCCCGGAUCUGUCAGGAUGGAGCUGCAGCAGCCGACACAAAGUCAAAACCACCAAGGUCACACGAUAGCUCUUGGGUCACUUGCUGGACAGGACAGCUUGACUGAGCCAUGGACUGAAGAAUGGUAUUAUCAGCCAGCAAAAGUGGAGAUUCACUUAUCUGGACACGUGCCCUGUGCCAAGUGAAGAAUCACUCUUCCCAGGGGGCACCUCAGUUGAGUUACUCAACAGAUAAGGACAGAUCUCUGGCCACAUACCUGGUGUUGUGCUGGGUUCUCCUGGGGGACCCAGAAGAAGGUCAAGAUACAGUUCCUGCCCUUGAGGAAUGUCCAGUCAAGUUGGAGAGUUGUUGAAAGACAGCUGAGCUAAUUGAGGUUAAAGCGCAUGGUAUGGGACCAUACCAUGUAGACCAUAUAUGGGUCAUGUUCUGUGGACAUGUUGGGGGUGUGAGGGUGAGACCCCCAUGGCCCUUUGGCCAACCCCUCAGCACAAGGCAAGAAGACAAGAAGUCACAUUCACCACCUGCCAUGUCCCUCCCUCACGUCAGUCUGAACACCCAGCAAGCUGCCAACAUGCCCAAGGAAAACAUUUCCCCCCAUGAGAGACCAGCUGUACCUCAUUUGCAUGGGACUGGGUUGACUUGGGGAGUGAAAGCUGACAUGAAGCCAGACAACUUUCCAGCAAAGCUCUGCAGAGUUGUGGCCUGGUUUUGGCUGUUCAU